Molecule: messenger RNA, 2033 nt
Organism: Ruditapes philippinarum (Manila clam)
Lineage: Eukaryota; Metazoa; Mollusca; Bivalvia; Venerida; Veneridae
Product: protein unc-93 homolog A-like
Exons: 4
Coding region: 546-1949 (467 amino acids)
Source: RefSeq, a predicted model, not a curated record
AAAUAGAUGUCACCUAUAAUGUCAUGACAUAAUGUUUAGAGUGAUAAAAGGAUAUUUUACAUCAGAUAACGGUGCAUAUAUACUUCAUAUUUGGUGCAAAUCUGUAAAUGGAACGUUUUUCUGACCUUAACCGGAAAAUCAGUUACACAGGACAUGUGUAUAAACUGUUGCUAUCUUUUAUUCAUAUGGGGACUAUAUUAGUUGAAGUGAAACGGAAGUAAGCUGCAUGUUUUGAUGACAAAUAUUGAGACCACAUUGUUAUUGUAGCAAGCAUUGCGUGAAAUUUUUAAUAUGACAGCGACCUGUCGAAGAAUGGAUUGCAAUGAGUUGAAUUAGCAAAAUUUGCUUCAAUAUUACUUGACGAAAUAACAUAACCUUCCAUGUUGUUUAAAGCGUAUUUCUUUGAUCAAAAAACAAACAAAUAAUUACUUUACAGUAUAGUUUGUUUAAAGCUAUACUUCUUGUUUUAAAAUUUUACAAUUAACACGCAGGGAAAUAUAAUAUUCUGAAGAGCUGGAAAAAUUAAAUGGAAAAUUGAUGGAACAAUGGAUUUAAAUCAGAUGGAUAAGGAAUCUACUCGGAAAGAAUACAAAAAUACCUUCGUGCUGUCAGUUGCCUUUACAGCAGUAUUUACUUCUUACUUAGCAAUACAAAAUCUUCAGAGCAGCUUGAACGAGAAGCAUGGUCUUGGAAUUAUCUCCUUGUCAUGCAUGUACUCUAGUUUAAUUAUCUCAGGUAUCAUUGCACCUGCAAUCAUCAAUGUUUUUGGCGAGAAAAGGGUGUUAGUAAUAUCUUUCUUAUGUCACGUGAUUUAUAUAGGAACUAAUUUUUAUCCAAUCUUUGCGACAUUAGUUCCAUCAUCUGUGUUAUUAGGUUUAACAGCAGGACCAAUGUGGACAUCACAAAGUGUUUAUCUCGCUACCAUGGCUUAUUCCUACGCAGGAAGAACAUCUAAGGAUAAGCAUGCUGUACUGAGUAAAUUCAAUGGAAUUUUCUUUCCGAUGUAUGAAACCACGCAAAUAACGGGAAACCUUAUAUCUUCGUUGGUCCUGCAGCAGGGAAGUUACAAUAGCAGUAUAUCAAGCAGUGCAAUAAGCAAUAAUAUGACUAUUACUGAUAAACUGUGUGGCAGUGCAGAUUGUCCUAUGUUAGUUAAAGCCACACAUAUCGACGAACCUGGUAGAGACGUUGUGUUUAUUCUACUAGGAAUAUUUCUAGGUCUUGACAUAUUCGGUGUGCUUUUGACGUUGUUUUUCUUGCCCCCUUUGAAAAGGUUGAAAUAUAAAGGUAGUGUUUGUAGAACUUUGGCACUAUGUGGAAAGGGCUUAACCGAUGUUAACAUUUUACUUUUGCUACCAUUAAUAGUGUUUAUGGCAAUGGAGCAAGCUCUUCUUUGGACUGUUUAUACAAAGUCUUUUAUAAGUUGUCCAUUAGGAAUACAGAAGCUUGGGUUCGUAAUGGCAACCUACGGAACAUCUACAACACUGUUCGCGUUCGUUGUCUCGAGAAUCUCAAAGUUUACAGGAAGAUAUAUUUUAUUUACAAUCGCCGGUGCUUUCAGCCUCGGAAUUCUUAUCACUUUAUUUUUAUGGGAGCCCAGUUCAGAAGACGUCAUGUUUAUCUAUCUGAUACCUGUAAUCUGGGGUGUGUCAGAAGGCAUUUGGCAAAUCCAGUCAAAUGCUCUAAUUGCAUUUUUAUUCCCGGACAAGAAAGAAGUCGUAUUUGCCAACUAUCAUACGUGGAAAGCCAUUGGUUUCACCAUGCCUUUUGUAUAUGGAAACAUACUCUGUGUGUCAACAAAAUUAUUAAUAGCCAUUACUUUACUUAUAGUAGCAAUGAUUUCAUAUCUUGUAGUGGAAAUAAGAGUAAAACCAGCAAAGCCUUGUAAUGAAAUCAUUACAGACGAAGAAAAUAAACUAAAUCCAGACAAUAAUACUGCUAAUUGUUAAACAUUGGUACAAAUGACAGCAAUUUCCUUACAUGCUGUGUGCAAUGCAUUUGAUUCAAUAAAGUAAAAAGCUUUGCAAACUCAA